Amoebophrya sp. A25 is the source of this 4063-nucleotide messenger RNA. The record is from the annotation of a GenBank genome assembly. Lineage: Eukaryota; Dinophyceae; Syndiniales; Amoebophryaceae.
AAGAAGAAGAAUUGGACGAGUCGUCUCAACUUGGAUGAGGAGCGUGGCUUACUGCUGCAUCCGACGUUCCGACAGCAGGUCUCUAAUGAAAUUCAAGAUCAAGUGAUCGAUUUGGUUGGUGCCGCCAGUUUCCGCAAAGUCCAAGCAACCCGUGACUUCGAGAACAAGCACGUCUCCCACACGGAAUACUGCGAAUUCCGGACACGCGCUCAGUGUCUUGCUACACGCGCUGCGCGUGGAGAACCGGACGGCGGGAAAAACUGUAACAAGAUUCAUUUCAAACGGGUCAUCAGGCCUUGGACUGACCCGGCUUUGGGAGAUUGCUCCUAUUUGAACACCUGUAGGAAGAUGAAUACGUGCAAGUACAUCCACUACACCUUGGAUUUGACGUUCAGCCAAGCAGCCGAAGUCUCCAAAAAACUAGGAGGUCAGGAAACACUGGUAGAGGCACAAGACGCAAGAAAGAUCAACGAAAUGCAGAUAGGAGCCGACUUGUCUCUGCCAGCGCAAUGGAUAAACUGUGACGUGCGGAACUUCGAUUUUGGUAUUUUCCUUUUCUAAAUCCUUGUUUGUCGAAAAUCAAAAUGAACAUGAUGAAAGAAUAUUGCGGAUUACAUCAAGUGAAACGGAAACUCCUUGCUUUAUCCAUUUUUAUCUUUAUCAAGAUGGUUCCUUCCUGCCUCCAGUUUUUGAAUGUGACUGAGCUCAUCAAAUUUAUCUUUAUCAUAAUCUUCACACUUCUCCACGACCAAUCUGCUCCCAUCCUUUGCCAGGUGUCCUCCACAACCAGGUGGACGUUAUUAUGGCGGAUCCGCCUUGGCACAUUCAUAUGGAGUUACCCUACGGAACCCUCACUGAUGACGAAAUGCGAUCCCUCAGAGUCGACAAAGUCCACGAUAAUGGCAUGAUCUUCCUGUGGGUUACCGGUCGUGCGGCUGAGCUGGCAAGAGACUGCAUGAAGCAAUGGGGGUACAAGCGUGUAGAAGAAAUCAUCUGGGUGAAAACGAAUCAACUUCAAAGGGUGAUAAGAACGGGAAGAACUGGGCAUUGGUUGAACCACUCGAAGGAGCAUUGCAUUGUGGGGAUCAAGGUAGUUGUUUCGGUGCUGAGUUCAUCUUCGUGUUGUAAUUUGCGUCUUCAGUUAAAAAAAAGUUCAUCAUGUUGAUGCAUAUCUUAAAGUUUACUUCUGAUUUCGUGCUACUAAUAGCAGGUGACAAAGAUCAUAAGUAUUCAGACUCCUCAUAUCUCGAUUUCCAUCUGCUCAAAAAAUCAAAAAAUCAGCUUCUCACUGUCACUCUCAAGAAAGUUAAAUAACUUUGCUACAGGGCACUCCUCGCGGCAUGAAUCGUAACCUUGAUUGCGAUGUGAUCGUUUCUGAGGUUCGCGAGACCUCCCGUAAGCCGGAUGAAGUCUACAACCUGAUUGAGCGCAUGUUUCCUAGAAGCCUCAAACUCGAAAUCUUCGGUCGGCCCCAUAACGCCCACACCAACUGGCUCACACUCGGUAACCAGUUGCUUGGCGUCCACGUUUGUAACGAAGAGAUUGUCCGGAGGUACAAUGAAAAGUGCCUGAAGGAAGGAGAAGCACCGGCAGUGGCGUUUGACCCGAACGACCCGCAGCAAGCAAACCGUUUAGCAUUGGAGGAAGCUGCGCAGGCAGCUGCCGCGAAGCCCGAGCCGGAGGAUGAAGCCAUGCGAAUCCGUGAUGCAAAGAGGAAAGGAGGUCCUCAAAUUGCGUUGGUGGAUCACUUCUCUGCUAGUUCAUCUGGAGCUACUCAUACAGGUGCGGGUGGUAAAAACAAGAGCAAGAGCACUACCGUUAUUAGUUCUAGUGGAGCUGGUGGAGGCGGUGCGUCAGGCGUAUCAGCAGUUUUAGCAUCUUCCGGAGGUAGUGGAGGAGCACAAGUGGUCUUCGCCUCGUCAUCUGGAGGAGGAACAAAUUUCUCCUCGUAUAAUGCAAGUACUGGUAGAGCAGGAGGAGCUGCUUGGCAGCCGCCAGGAGGGGGUGGAAAACAACGAGGUUCUUCAUAUUCGAAAAACCGGGAUAACAACAAGCCUGGUACAACUACUACUACUGGAACAGGAACAUCUUCAACGGGUGGAGGAGGUUUGUCUCAACGUACUGGCCGCACAGUUCCAGGAGGCGCAAUUGCUUACGACAAAUUUACUCCGCGGAAGGACGACAACAGACCAGAAAACAAUCAGCACGAGAAGAGAAACACGUCGAGUAAACCUCCACAGACCACGAUGAACAAUGCUAGUAGCAAUCCGAGUUUCAACACAACUGUUGCUAGUAGUUCCAAUGCAGCGAAUGUGGUGCCAAAACAGGACUCUAUCGCCAUCACCAAUAGCACCCCUUCAGUACAACUAGCGCCACAAAGCAGCCCCCCACCAGUGUCCACACCCGACGAAGAGAAAGAAGAAAAACGGGAAACAUGGCAGCCUCCUAGAGCACCUGGCUGGGUCGAUGCGUGGAACACAGGAAGUAAUGCCAAUGCAGCAGAUACGAAAUCGUUUUCCUCUGCUUGGGGUGAUGGGGGAAACGGAACGGAACCUUCACCAACCGCAGGUACUGCUACAGGUACAAGAACGGUUGUUUCGUCUUUAAUAUCUAGUACAACUACACAACAAGGACAGCAAGCUGGCUCCACUUCCACUGCUGCAACUAGUACGGCGUCUGGAUGGAAACCGCCUGGAAGCAGUAGCACAACAGCAACUACAUCUGCUCCUGGAGGCGUAGGUGUGCCGUCUUCUUCAACGAGUAGUGCAGUUCUCUAUUCUUCCGGUACAACUGUUAUUUCAUCUUCUUCUUCUGCAACGGCAUCCGCGUCUACCUCUAGUAGCGGGACGUGGCAGCCACCAUCUUCAACAUCCUCAUUAGGAGCACAUCAGACGACGAUAUCGUCCUCUAGUACACCAGGAGCACAUCAACAGCAGACAACGAUUUUUGCAGGAUCCUCCAACAUGGGCUGCUCGUCAGGAUGGCAACCUCCUUCUGGCUCUGCUUCUGCGGGACAACAAACAGUUGUCUCUUCUUCUGCUCCUGCUUCUAACGUGCUAGCUUCGUCGGGUAGUGGAGCUGGAAGCUUUCGAAUAGCGUCCUCAGGUCCUAGUAACAUCAGUCGACCAGGAACAUCAAGAACAGGAGGAGUGGGAAUACCAAUUAUAGCAAGUUCGUCUUCUUCUUCGAGUGCUGGUAUUCCUAUUGCGUCAUCAGCAAGCGGAGUUGGGGUGCCAAUUGCGUCAUCAGGAGCUGGGGUACCUCUCGCCUCUUCUUCUUCAGGAGGACCUAUGAUCGCUUCAUCAACGGGACGAGGCAUGCCCAUAGCCUCUUCCGGAGGCGUGCCCAUAGCAUCCUCAACAGGCCCCGUCGUGAUCGGCAGCAGUGGAGGCCGCACUCCUUUUGCCCACACAUCAUCUGCCUCUACUCCUCCCCUUCAACCACUUCAAGGAGCUGACAAAGGCAAAGGUGUACAAGGUGUACCUUUACCACCCUUAGGCCAACAACCUCAACCGGGUGGUAAGCAACAACAAGUGCCACCUUUUAACAACAAUAUGAAUAAAGGUAGCGGCUAUCAGCAACAGCACCACGUCGGUCAACAUGGUGCUCCGCAACAGCAACAGCAGCAUCAAAAGUAUCCACCCCAACAACAGGGUCAACAUUAUCAACAACCUUAUGGUGGAGGUGGGAAGAAAGGGGGUUUUGACAAAAUGAAAGGUGGCAAGAAAGGUGGAAAGCAUAGCAAUAAUAAAGGCGGACCGCCGCCAGGCGCAGGGAUGAACCCAAAUGACAUUCCACUGGGAAAGCCACCUCCGAUGUGAUUUGAACUCUUCGCUCUUCUCCCAUGUGGUGGCUCUUCGCUCUGUGACCACACGUGACAUUCUCAACCAAAGAAGUGUGAAACUUUUUUUUCCUCGGCACGUGUGAUUACCUCCCAAUCUUCCCUUUCCACCUUGUUCCCAAAGACAUUUACUUCCCCAAGUGAUGAAUAUGUUUUCCAAGAACAUCAUACAUUAAAAGUUGACCUAGAGGAUGUUACUCGUAAUAUCAAUAUAUAUAGCCG